UCACAACUCUGACCCCUCACCACUGACUUUGCCCAUAUAUUUCAUUUCAUAGUGUCACUUUUAUAUCACCAUUCCCACUAGCUACUAAUUAAGAUAGAUAUCCCAAUGGCUCUUGAUCGUAAUCAAUGGCAGAAAUAUUUGUUGCUUUUGUUACUUGUUUUAUUUUCUAGCUCUUUUGUGAUUGUUAGCUCAGAUGGGACUUCUGCUGAUUUUCUCCAGCCAGAAUGUUUGAAAGUGGCCAACUCCGAGUUUACCAGCUCUAUCAAGGAUUUAAUAGACAUUAUUAGACAGGUCGCUUCUACUCUCUCCCAGUUCGCCAGCUUCUUCGGCGAUUUUCGCCUUUCUAACGCCGUCUCCGAUUGCCUUGAUCUGCUUGACUCCUCCUGUAGUAUAUUUUCUCAUGCAUUUUUUUUUUAUUUUGUCUCGACAGGUAAACACAACAGUACGGGAAAUCUAAGCGGUGAUCUAAGGACAUGGCUAAGCGCUGCGCUGAUUAACCAAGACACGUGCAAUGACGGAUUUGAAGGCACCAACAGCAUAGUCAAGGGACUAGUCACCGGUGGGCUUAACCAAAUCACCUCCCUGGUCAAGGAUCUCCUGACCCAAGUGAACCCAACUUCUGCGCUUUCAAAGACCAAUCGCAAGGCCCAGUUUCCGUCAUGGGUCAAGCCCAAGGCCAGGAAGCUUCUGGAAGGAAAUAGGGUUUCUGCGGACGUUGUUGUGGCCCAAGAUGGGAGUGGGAACUUCACAAAGGUGAUGGACGCGGUGUUGGCAGCACCAGAGUAUAGCAUGAGAAGGUUUGUGAUAUAUAUAAAGAGAGGGGUUUACUAUGAAAAUGUGGAGAUCAAGAAGAAGAGAUGGAAUAUUAUGAUGGUUGGUGAUGGUUUGGAUGCCACAAUUAUCUCCGGCAACCGGAGCUUCGUCGACGGUUGGACCACAUUUCGGACUGCAACUUUUGCCGUGAGCGGGCGAGGUUUCAUAGCCCGGGACCUAACGAUCGAGAACACGGCGGGGCCGGAGAAGCACCAGGCGGUGGCGCUCCGCUCCGACUCCGACCUCUCCGUCUUCUUCCGCUGCCGCUUCCGGGCCUACCAGGACACCCUCUACACCCACACCAUGCGCCAGUUCUUCCGCGAGUGCCAGAUCAGUGGCACCGUCGACUUCAUCUUCGGCGACGCCACCGCCAUCUUCCAGAACUGCCAGAUCCUCGCCCGCAAGGGCCUCCCCAACCAGAAGAACACCAUCACGGCCCAGGGCCGCAAGGACCCCAACGAGCCCACCGGCUUCUCCCUCCAGUUCUGCAACAUCUCCGCCGACGCCGACCUCCGCGCCGCCGGCGUUAACUCCACGCAGACGUACCUCGGGCGGCCGUGGAAGCUCUACUCCCGGACGGUCGUUUUCCAGUCGUACAUCACUGACGCCGUUCGGCCCGAGGGGUGGCUGGAGUGGAACGGCGAUUUUGCGCUUGAUUCGUUGUUUUACGGCGAGUUUAUGAAUUAUGGGCCUGGAUCGGGCCUCGGGAAACGGGUCAAGUGGCCCGGUUACCACGCGUUCAAUGAGUCCAGUCAGGUUAAUAACUACACGGUGGCUCAAUUCAUUGAAGGGAAUCUGUGGUUGCCUUCUACUGGUGUUAGAUACACCGCAGGGUUUGAGACGGAUAAACUCAAGGCUCUUAGGUGUUAG
Molecule: messenger RNA, 1683 nt
Organism: Morus notabilis
Lineage: Eukaryota; Viridiplantae; Streptophyta; Magnoliopsida; Rosales; Moraceae
Product: pectinesterase/pectinesterase inhibitor PPE8B
Exons: 4
Coding region: 106-1683 (525 amino acids)
Biological process (GO): cell wall modification
Molecular function (GO): pectinesterase activity; pectinesterase inhibitor activity
Source: RefSeq, a predicted model, not a curated record